AUGGCCAAAUGCAGCAAGAUCCGCGACAUCGUCUGGCUCCGGCAGACCCUGCGGAGGUGGCGGUCCCGCGCCGCGGCGCGCGUGGCCGAGGGCGGCGCGGUGCCGGCAGGGCACGUGGCGGUGUGCGUGGGCGGGGCCUCGCGGCGGUUCGUGGUGCGGGCGGCGCACCUGAACCACCCCGUCUUCCUCGAGCUGCUCCGGCAGGCGGAGGAGGAGUACGGCUUCCGGACCGGCGCGUGCGGCCCCAUCGCGCUCCCCUGCGACGAGGACCGCUUCCGGGACGUCCUCCGCCGCGUCUCCUCCGAGGAGCGCCGCGGCCGUUCCUUCGGCUGCCGCGCGCCGGCCGCCAGCGGGCGAGACAUCGCGGCGCGGCCGUUGCUGCAGCGGGCGGCGGCGGAGGAGCUCGUGUGGUGA
Molecule: messenger RNA, 414 nt
Organism: Triticum turgidum subsp. durum (durum wheat)
Lineage: Eukaryota; Viridiplantae; Streptophyta; Magnoliopsida; Poales; Poaceae
Source: the annotation of a GenBank genome assembly